AGCAACCGUUGCAAACACAAGGUGUUUCAUCUGAAAAAGAAUAGGAUUCAACAAUGUUCUACAUUGCCAUACUAACAUCUAUAGGCGUACUAAUAGAAGCUCAGAUUAUAGGUUUUGUAAGUCAACUGGAACCACUCAUACCAUAUUAUAAAGUAGUACCUGAAGUCAAACUGCCGGAGGAAAUCAAGAAUUUAUUCCCCUCGACUCUGCCUUUGCCAGUGCCAGUGGCAUUACCGUCUAUGCCAGAAGUCGCACCAUUAAUUGUACCGGGUGUAGUUUCAUCUAUGCCAGAGGUAGUACCAUCUAUGCCAGACAUAGUACCAUCUAGUCCCGAGUUGAUGCCGCCUGUGCCAAAAUUAGUAGCGUCUGUGCCAGAAACAGUACCGCCUGUGCCAGAAGCAGUACCAUCUGUGCCAGUGGUAGCACCAGCUGUACCAGUAGCAGCACCAUCUGUACCUAUGUACUUGCCUUUCUCCAUAUAUUUUGAGAAUGAGAAAGGACCACCCUGCCCGCCUUGCAUGUGCCAGCCAGCUUGCACGCCAGCUUUCUUCUCCUACUGCUCACCGUGCCAUCAGAUAUGCCGUUGCCGCUUAGAAAACCUCAUCUCUCAACAAGUUGAUUGGUCGUGUGGAGUGAAAGUGCCAUGUUAAAUGAGUAUUAUGUUAAAAGGAUUUAAAGUAUACAAUUAUCUG
Molecule: messenger RNA, 692 nt
Organism: Aricia agestis (brown argus)
Lineage: Eukaryota; Metazoa; Arthropoda; Insecta; Lepidoptera; Lycaenidae
Product: merozoite surface protein CMZ-8-like
Exons: 2
Coding region: 54-650 (198 amino acids)
Source: RefSeq, a predicted model, not a curated record